AUGCUUGCUCCUCGUCUAUGUCGGCUCGUCGGACGAUGGCGCCGCCGCAUCAUCCCCGUCGCUCCGUCCUCCUCGGCAUCCGACGUCGCAGCGCCCGCCGCCGUCGUAUCAUCAUCCACCGCUGCCGCCAUCACGCCAUCCGCCUCCGCCACCUCGCGUGGACGCGGUCGACGAGGCGGAUGCGGUCGGCGCGGCGGCUCCACCGCCACCAUCGUCGCGCCGCCGCCGCCCAACCUGCGCUGGGCCGUGUCGGCCUCGCAGCCGUACCGGCUCGACAUGGUCGACCACACCACAGACCAGCUGGCCAACGCAUGCGGACUUCCGGAAUUCUGCUCAUAUGCGGUGCGGCGUAUGAUCAUCCAGACGAUCGACAAGGCCCCGAUCUCCGAGUCCGCUAAGCGGCUCGCCAUCGGCCACGAGCCUGGCUCGGGGACGAUGGCCAACAGCUAUCUGUCGCGCCGCACAGGCAUCGACUUGAUGCGCCUCGCCCGAGCGGGCACCCACCGCGCGCAUGGUCGAAUAUGGCCUCUGUCGCGUCGAGUCAGUCGCGCAGAAGCCCUCGACGCUCGAUGCAAGCGCCCAAGGCGGCCGUCGAGCAACACCCCACGCUGCAGCGCCUCGUCGCCGUCCGACCAGCUCGAACCGCUCAAGGCCGAGCGGCUGCGUCGCAUCCAGCGCGUCAACAAUCUGCACCGUAGACUGCGCCAGCGCGCCCGGACAGAGCAGGCCCAUCAGGCCGAGCAGGAAAGGGACUUCCAAGCGCCCCGUCCAAGCCGAAGGCCGGGCGGCAAUACGCAGGCACGUCCUCGCCGAGACGCGCCAAGACGCGCACGAGGAGCGAGACGAGGGCCGCAGCGACGACGCCUGGCUCGAGCGCGUCGAUUUAGUGUGGCAAGUGAAUCAGCAGACGCCGUCGAUGAGCCGACCCCUUGUGGCCGACCGAAGGAUGAUGACGGAAGGCGUCGAUCGUGUUCGACACAAAGUGCAUCUGCAGUAGGUGCGCGCUCCUAUGGAAUUGCGAGUUGGUUCCAGCAAAAGCCCCCGCGUACCUACGUCCUGCCGGCGACGGGCGCCAAGAAUGCCGGCGGCGGCGGUGGCAGCGGCGGUGGCAGCGGCGGUGGCAGCGGCGGUGGUGACGAAUGA
Messenger RNA from Moesziomyces antarcticus, 1143 nucleotides. RefSeq lists its product as uncharacterized. The transcript is spliced from 3 exons. The record is from RefSeq and is a predicted model, not a curated record. Lineage: Eukaryota; Fungi; Basidiomycota; Ustilaginomycetes; Ustilaginales; Ustilaginaceae. Bases 1 to 1143 code for a protein of 380 amino acids.